Protomyces lactucae-debilis is the source of this 2350-nucleotide messenger RNA. RefSeq names its product pyridoxal phosphate-dependent transferase. The coding region runs from base 89 to 2296 and encodes 735 amino acids. Gene Ontology annotation, molecular function: molybdenum ion binding; pyridoxal phosphate binding; catalytic activity. Lineage: Eukaryota; Fungi; Ascomycota; Taphrinomycetes; Taphrinales; Protomycetaceae. The transcript has a single exon. The record is from RefSeq and is a predicted model, not a curated record.
ACAGACACCACAAGCUCAAAUCUCAACUAAUACAGCGCUUAUCUACUGAAGUCUUGGGCAUGUCUUGCUGCCUUACUCUUUCUCCAUCAUGACCACGGCACGGCCAUCUUACGCGCCAUAUCCACGAACGCUCUUUGACAUACGCCGGUCUGAGUAUGCACAUCUCGAAGAAGCUGUCUACCUAGACAAUGCAGGCGCUCCGCCUUACGCUGUCUCGGUCAUCACCCGCCAGGCGAAGGAUUUGACUUCGACGCUAUACGGCAACCCACAUAGCGCCUCUCCAGCGUCCCAACGCACCGCAGACAAAGUUGCUCAGAUUCGCGAGCGUGUCUUGCGUAUUCUCAAUGUGAAGGGUUAUGAUUUAGUCUUCACGUCGGGUACAACCGCGGGCAUCAAGCUUGUGGGAGAGUUGAUGCGCUCAGCUGGAUCCUGGCAUAUGCGUAUUUAUCCACAAAGCCAUACGUCGCUCGUUGGGUUGAGAGAUACGGCUGAUUCAUGGAGCCUUGAAGAUCCACCCUACAAGCAAUCGUCAACAUUUCAACACUCGGAAAAACACAUUCUCUUUGCCUACACUGCUCGGUGCAAUUUUUCAGGGCAAACUUCACUAUUCGCUGGGGGACGCUUGCCGGCCGCCACAUUUGAGCUGUGCGACGCCGCGACCUAUGCGCCGACUCACCCCUUGAAUAUGGAUUCAUGCGCAUCCACCGAUUUUGUCGUGCUGUCGUUUGGAAAGAUCUUUGGCUAUCCAACUGGCCUGGGAGCUUUGCUCAUCAAGCGCGACCCAAGAUUGAGCAAACUAGUGCAGGGUCGCAAAUACUUUGGCGGAGGAACGGUCGAUGCCGUCUCCAGAACUGACGCUUUUCGCGCAAUCAAGACUCAUGUGUCUUUUGCCUUGGAAGAUGGAACUCUGCCUUUCCACAGUAUUCUCGCGCUGGAUCAUGCGUUGGACGUCCAUACAGAAUGCUAUGGCCAAGACUUCCUCAACAAUAUCAAGAAACAUGUCACCUGGCUCGGGAAGCGCGCACACGAUGCAAUCCAAAACCUGACUCAUGCCAACGGCAAGCCCCUUGCGCAGCUCCUAAGCUUGAGAGGGUCUCCAAUUUUGACUAUGCUUCUCUUCCGCAGCAAUGGCGAGCCAAUUGGAUACAAUCAGGUCGGUGAGCUGGCAGGUCUUCUUGGAAUCCACAUCCGCACCGGGACUCUCUGCAAUCCUAGUAUGCUAGCUGUCCUUGGCAUUUCGAGUACACAAAUACAGGCCAACUAUGCCGCCGGUCAUGUCUGCUCUGGUGUUAGGGAUGUCAUUGACGGUAAACACACUGGCGCUGUGCGCAUCAGUCUGGGCGCCAUGACGGACACCGACGACAUCAUUGCCUUCGUUCACCUUCUGACGGACUACUUUGUGGAAUCGGAUGAUGCUAAGGCUGUCACUGCGACACCCGCACCCAUAACGUUGACACAGCUCAAUGUCUACCCCAUCAAGUCUUGUCGAGCUUACAAUGUACCCAAAGGCAUGGCUUGGCGUGUCCUACCCUCUGGCUUGGAGUACGAUCGGCAAUGGGCAAUUGUCAAUCUUGACACACGGCAAGUGCUUUCUCAAAAAAAGUUCACCAAGAUGGCUCUCAUCCGGACAGAGAUCUGCGACACGGAGCUGAUUAUACGCUUCAACAAGGAAAUACUGCAUGUCCCACUUGAAAUCAAUCCAGAGUCGCUCAAGGCAAUUUCUUGCAAAGUUUGUGGCGACGAGGCUCAAAUCUUGGUAUAUUGCGACCUACGGCUGGAACAUGCUCUGUCGGCAUAUCUUGGUGUACGCUGCACUCUGUCUGUAGCAGACCCUUCAGCCUCGCGAUCUGCCAAGCUCGGCUUGUCUAGCAGCUGGUCCCAACUUAGUGCCGGUGAGCGGCAAAACAGACGCGUUCAGCUGUUGCUUAGCAACGAAUCUCCGUUCUUGUGCAUCUCUGAAAGCAGCGUUCGAGCCAUCAGGAGGGCUGCAAGUAUCUCCGGCGAGGCUGUUGAUGCGGCCAACUUCCGCGCCAAUUUUGUCAUUCAGGGUCUGCCUGCCUUUCAGGAAGAUGCGCUUCAGUCACUGCAAGUUGGAGAAAGCAAGUUUGCUGUCCUGGGCAAGUGUCGACGGUGCUUGAUGAUUUGCAUCAAUCAAGAGACGGGCGUCCAGACAACAGAACCGUAUGCGACACUCACCAAGAUGCGCAAAUCAAGUGGAAGGCUAUGGUUCGGCAUUCACUUGGAUUUGGAGGAGGGGACGACAGUACAGGUGGGAGAUCAUCUCGCGUAUUCAUAGCUUAUACAGGAGUAGCAUAUCGUAUUGCUUCGGCAUCUUUCAACGGUCCUCUGC